UUGAAAAACAGACAAGAAAACCAGAAUCAGAAAAACGAAAAUGGAGAACAAAGACAAGUUCAAGGUUGCACUCACAGUCACUCUCUUCGCAGCCGUCUCCAUCUUCUUCACAAAUCAAUACAGAAAACACCGAAGACAACAAAAGCAGCACUCUCAAAACUCUUGCUAUCUCAAAACAGAACCCAAGCCUCAAAACACUUUCAAGCGCGUUUUGGCCGACAACUGCUACUCUCCUUUCAAACACCUCAAGCUCACCACCACCGACUCCACCACCACCACCGAGGAAUUUGUGAAUUUGCAUCCGUACAAAGCGGAGAUUUCGGCUUUAUUGGAGAGAACGGAAAUAGAAUUCGAGUUUUUUGAUGGAGAAUUCAAUUUGGAAAUGAGCGACUCUUUCGUUUGGGUUGAAACGGAGUCGCACUUACAAGAGCUUGCGGAGUUGUUGAGGAAAGAAAGAGUCUUUGCUGUUGACACUGAGCAGCAUGGUUUACGCUCCUUUUUAGGUUUCACAGCCCUUGUCCAGAUUUCGACGCAAAGGAAUGAUUAUUUAAUCGACACUAUAGCGUUACACGAUGUAAUGGGAAUUCUUCGACCAGUUUUCGCUAAUCCUGACAUCUGUAAGGUGUUCCAUGGUGCUGAUAAUGAUGUUCUCUGGCUACAAAGGGAUUUUCAUAUAUACAUUGUCAAUUUAUUUGAUACUGCAAAGGCAUGUGACGUAUUGUCAAAACCACAGAAAUCAUUAGCAUACUUACUAGAGAUGUAUUGUGGUGUUGCCACCAACAAAAUGCUACAGCGUGAAGACUGGAGGCGACGUCCACUGCCUUUGGAAAUGGUGCAAUAUGCUCGAACAGAUUCACACUUUUUGCUGUAUAUUGCAAAUUGUAUUGCUUCUGAGCUCAAACAGCAGGACAAUGAAAAUUCAGCUUGCAUCGAUGACAAAUUCCAUUCUGUUCUCGAGGCUAGCCGGCGUUCCAAUGUGAUCUGUUUGCAACUUUUUGCGAAAGAUAUUGAUGCUGCUCCAGGAGAAUCUGCUGCAUCAUCACUUAUUUUCCGUCACUUCAAUGAUCAAGGAAAUGUGUCAUCAAUUUUUGCCGAAAAUAAGGAUUUUGUGAGGCGACUGUGCACCUGGAGGGAUUUAAUGGCCCGUGUGCAUGAUGAGAACUUAAGAUAUGUAUUAUCAGAUCAAGCAAUUGUUGCUCUUGCGGUUAAGGUUCCAACCACCUUAACGGAUAUAUACAACACCAUAGCACAAGCUGAUAUAGACGUUGAUUCUCUGGAUCUUAACUCUUCCUUCCAAUCUCCAUAUCCUGUUGUUUGCAGUCAUUUGGAUGACUUCAAAAUUUUGUUCCAAGACAAGAUGGUCGAGCCAGAUGAGAUAUUUCAACUGAUUCUUCAAAGGCACCUGGGUCCAAAUGGGACUUGUCCUCUGUCAAUUUAUAACUAUGCUUUGUUGACCAAAAGUAACAUGAAACUAACAAAUAGAUUAGUUUCCAGACGAAAUGGGCGCAGAAAUGCAAAACAAGUUACUCGAAAGGCUUCUCGAGAACUGUUUGUUCAAAAAUUUUCCUGCAAAUCUCCAGUUUAUCACAACUGUAGGAUAUAUGCAAAUGACGGGCGGUUGUUAUGUUAUUGUGAUCACAGAAAGCUUGAAUGGUAUCUUCGGCGAGAUCUGGCAAAACUUGUUGAUGAAAAUCCACCUGCCAUAAUUCUACUCUUUGAACCCAAGGGCCGUCCAGAAGAUGAGGGCAAUGACUUCUAUAUUCAAAGUAAGAAAAAUAUAUGUGUUGGAUGUGGUGAAGGAAAUCACUAUUUACGCUACCGAAUAAUACCGGCAUGCUAUAGAAUGCAUUUUCCAGAGCAUCUAAAAAGCCAUCGUUCUCACGAUAUUGUCCUGGUUUGUGUGGACUGCCAUGAAAGUGCUCAUACUGCUGCUGAGAAGUGUAAGAGACAGAUAGCUGCAGAACUUGGAAUACCACUUUACAUUCGUAAAGUAGUAGAUUCUAGUCAAGCCCAGGGUAUGUCAUCUGCAUCUGUUUUAAAUCUUGAGGAGGCAGGUGUGUCUCCUUUGGAGUUGCGAACAUCAGCUAUGGCUCUCUUACGCCAUGGAACGAGAAUGCCAUCUAAGCGCCGAGAAGAAUUGACACAGGUGUGA
This is a messenger RNA of Ilex paraguariensis (yerba mate), 2152 nucleotides long. The record is from the annotation of a GenBank genome assembly. Lineage: Eukaryota; Viridiplantae; Streptophyta; Magnoliopsida; Aquifoliales; Aquifoliaceae.